Eurytemora carolleeae is the source of this 2204-nucleotide messenger RNA. RefSeq names its product helix-loop-helix protein 11 (gene crp). Gene Ontology annotation, cellular component: nucleus. The record is from RefSeq and is a predicted model, not a curated record. The transcript is spliced from 18 exons. The coding region runs from base 31 to 1506 and encodes 491 amino acids. Lineage: Eukaryota; Metazoa; Arthropoda; Copepoda; Calanoida; Temoridae. Gene Ontology annotation, molecular function: RNA polymerase II cis-regulatory region sequence-specific DNA binding; protein dimerization activity; DNA-binding transcription factor activity, RNA polymerase II-specific. Gene Ontology annotation, biological process: regulation of transcription by RNA polymerase II.
GUUUUCUAUCAGAUCAAAACAAGUUUAAAUAUGGAGAACAUCGACAUUUAUUCAGACCUCUCUCAAGUUGGAGAAGAGGAUGAAGUAAAGGAAAUAAUGUCAAAUAUCGGAAGGGGAGGGAGGUAUGUUUCCGCAGGAGAUAUAGAAAUAGAAGAUGAUGGCAAGAUGGAGCCUGCCAGUGUUGGGUUUCAGGAGAAAAGGAUUCGACGUGAGAUUGCGAAUUCUAACGAGCGGCGACGAAUGCAGAGUAUCAACGCCGGGUUCUCCAGUCUUAGAUCCCUCCUACCCCACCAUGAGGGCGAAAAGCUUAGUAAAGCAGCAAUUCUGCAGCAAACAGCAGAGUAUAUAUAUAGUCUUGAACAGGAGAAAACAAGGUUGCUGAGUCAGAAUUGCCAGCUGAAAAGGCUGCUGGGACAAACCCAGCACAUGGUUGAAUCUGAUGAAACAGAUUCAGGACCAGCGCCAAAACGUCGUCUGAUUGAUACCGGACAGAAAUUACUUUUUGACGUAAGUCCCUGGAGUCUCAAGUUUAUCCUACUGGAAGAAAGAUACUGGAGAAGUUUACCAUUGAUGACAGAGUUGAAAUCAUUGACGGUACUGAGUACUGAGUACCAGACUAUUCUAACCCCUGGAGCUAAGAAGCAGGGAGGAAUGGAAACCCUGGUUCUACAGGCAGGAGAUAGAUUACCAAGUAUCAUACAGUGUGCCAUGAAGGAUGUAAAUAAGGAUGGAACCCAAGCUGUAGAGAUCGCCAAUGUACAGGAUCCUGUCACUGGAGCUACCAGGCAGUAUAUUUUGACCCAGAUGGGAGAUAACACUUCGAAACAGAAUCUUGAAACUAUUGUGGAGGCAAUUCGACAUUUGGAGGGAGAUCAUUUAUUUUCGGAGGAAUCCGGCCCACAUCAGGUGGUGAAGGAGGAGGUGGUGGAGUCCACUAUCUCCUUGAACGAGGAUUCCACCAUGGUAGAGAUGACUCUCCCCAGUCUUAAUUCAUUACCGAGCAUAACAACAUUACCACACAUACCGAUGAGUUUGGGAAAUAUUUCUCUCCCAACAGUACCGGUUAGUUUCACGCUAACUACAACGGGUAAUGCCGGAAGUAUGGCUCUGCUUCCUCAGGUUCCUGUCAGCAUCUCACACCUUGACAACAUCACCAAGCUACCAGUUGUCAGCACCAUCCAGCAUCUUGAGCUGUCACAGCUCCCUGUUGUCAGCGGUAUGGGGAAGCUGACAAGUUUGAACCACUUGGGGAACCCAGCAACCAUCUUAUCUACAGAUACUAUCGAGCUUCCUAAUAUAGGACCCCCACAGACAUCUCCUGUAAACCUGGAGCUGGCAGGAGGAGGAGAACUAGGAGAAGAAGGCGAGGUGGAAGGAGGGGAUGUGGGAGGAAGCAUGACACCGACAAGUGAUGUAUCUGGAACCGAACAUCAGGAUCAUAUUUCCAACUCUCCUCCACAAUCCAGUCCGGUCAACUUGGCGCAGUCGCAAUCAGCUGACCAUUAGGAGAUCAACUGACUCAAGCAGGCCUGAAAUGGAAGAAACCUCGCAUUUGGAGGCAGAUACAACGUCAUCUUAAGACACUUAAAAAGUGACCCCUGACCGACCUCCUAUUUUAUUCUACCGCAAGGCCUGUUAGAGCAGCUGACGCGAGAAAAUCCGCGAAAUAUUUGUCUGGGGAAAAAUUAAUCUGGGGGAUUUGAUGUGAAUACGUGAUGUACAGAAAAUGGACAGUUUUUAAAUUUGUCACAAAACAGACCUUGGUCAAUCAAAUGAUGUUUUUAUUUUCAAAGCCCAAGUGUGUCUCGAGAAACUUUUUCUGUUUUCUUAACGUUUUUUCCUGCAGGCUGCAACCAGUGGUUUAACCAUAUCUGAAAUUGAUCAGAAAUCCUCCAGAAGUUAAUUUUGUAAAACCGGGUUCUCGUGACACCCUUUGAGGCCUUGUUUACGUCCUGUGUGUAAUCUGCAGUGCAGUGUUCCGUAUGAUGUAUGUUUGUACAUGUGUACUUUUUAUGUAAACGGACCUAUUAGCGUGUACUGUGUACAUGUGUUUUAUGGCGUUUUUUCUUUCAAAUUUUUGUUAAAUCCUUUAAAAAUUAGGCUUAAAUUUAAUUGUUCGGUUCUUCUUUAGAAUUGGCUUUAUUAAAAGUUUGCUCCGAAAUCGUUUUAUAUAAUUUUAAUCAAAUAUAUUAACUUUUUGUUUA